GUGUUUCCGUUCCAUCCUCGCGUCGAUUCGACCAUUAUAGCGGCAUUUCGAACGAGAUAAAAGGAAUCGCCACGGCAGCCCUCCAAAAUUAUUCUCCAGGAGAUCUCUCUCCUCAUCCUCCUCCAACUUCCUUCCCCCUUCUCUCUCCCCUCCUCCUCGUUCCCAGGAGAUUUCCUUCCCCCUCUUCCGGAAUUCCAGAGGAGGAAGAGAAGGGCUCGAAUUCUGGCGGCUCCGAGGAUCACUUGUUCCCCCGCUGCGAUCAAGAGUCGUUUACUCUGCGCCGGCACCGGUUACCGGUAAGAGGAACUACCCACCACUCGAAGAGGGAAAAAUACUUUGCUUGACGCAAUGCCAGAUAUUCAGUUGGGAGCUCAUACUGUAAGAUCUCAUGGAGCCAAAGUAGCAAAAUUUCAUAUGCAUGACUGGAUUGUACUGCUACUACUUAUGGUUCUGGAUAUCAUAUUGAAUGUCAUAGAACCUUUUCACCGCUUUGUGGGAGAGAACAUGUUGACAGAUCUAAGUUACCCACUAAAAAGCAACACGGUGCCAUUUUGGGCAGUUCCGCUAAUUGCAAUUCUUUUACUUGUAAUCUUUAUUGCAAUUUACAUAAAAAAGAGGAAUGUGUACGAUUUGCAUCAAGCCAUACUAGGGUUGCUGUUUUCUGUGCUUAUAACUGCUGUCCUUACGGAUGCAAUUAAGGAUGCCGUUGGUAGACCAAGGCCAGAUUUCUUUUGGCGCUGUUUUCCUGAUGGACAUGGCGUUUAUAACAAUGUCACUACAAGUGUUAUAUGCAAUGGGGAGAAGAGUGUGAUAAAGGAAGGACACAAGAGUUUUCCGAGUGGGCAUUCUUCAUGGUCUUUUGCAGGUCUGGGAUUUCUUGCAUGGUAUCUAUGUGGUAAACUAAGAGCUUUUGAUCGCAGGGGCCACAUUUUCAAACUGUGCAUUGUACUUCUUCCUUUACUUGCUGCAGCCCUUGUUGCAAUUUCUCGAGUGGAUGACUAUUGGCAUCAUUGGCAAGAUGUAUUUGCUGGGGGUCUUUUAGGACUAACUGUCGCUUCAUUUUGUUAUCUGCAAUUCUUCCCACCCCCAUAUGAUGCAGAUGGCUGGUGGCCCCAUGCAUAUUUUCAGGCAUUAGCAGAUUCGCACAACAACGAGCAGGUCCAGGUUUCUUCUACAACAAAUGAUCUUAAUUCGAGGCCAUCAGAGAUUGAAAUAGUUUAUGAUUCAUUUGAAGUUCGUGGUGGGGUGAAUACAAGGGACUCGAGCCCAAUUCUUGAUACUAUCGAGUCUGGCAGGAGACAUUGACUUUGUAAUCUGGAUCUCAUGCAGAAUUUCGUAGGAACUAACUUCGUAAUGUGUAGGAAUAUGAUGCACUAUGUUUCAUGUUUCCUUGUGUCAUACUUCAGCCUUUCUCCCCUGUUGUUGUGUGCGGUUUUAUUGUUCUGUAUGUGCCGAGAAGUUAUUGCAUGCACCAGGUGGCACCAGGGCAAAUCCCGGAGCAUAUGCGCGGUGCAGAGCGCGCAAUGGGUAGUCGGUGAAAUACAAAGGGUCGCGUGGCGUGUUAUGGUCCAAUUGCACCUGGUGCAUGCAAUACUGAGGCGUCUAUGCCCAUAUAAGCAUGAGAAAUCUCAUAUUCUUUUCAUGUACAUGGUUUUUCUUUACUAAUAAACGUUGAAAGCAUUCUGAUA
This is a messenger RNA of Elaeis guineensis (African oil palm), 1688 nucleotides long. Its product is annotated as lipid phosphate phosphatase 2. The record is from RefSeq and is a predicted model, not a curated record. Gene Ontology annotation, biological process: phospholipid dephosphorylation; phospholipid metabolic process. Lineage: Eukaryota; Viridiplantae; Streptophyta; Magnoliopsida; Arecales; Arecaceae. Gene Ontology annotation, cellular component: membrane. Gene Ontology annotation, molecular function: phosphatidate phosphatase activity.